UUCUUUACAUUUCAGUCCACGUGUUACAGCCGUCUCUGUUUCUGUUCUCUAAAUCGCCAGUCGCCCUCUUCCUCACCUUCGCCCGCGAGACCGCCGGCGGCGGCAUCAUCCAGUCAUUCUAGUUUCCCCCUGCGGCGAGAUAAUCGCGACAGGUCUACCAGUUCCUGUGCCAUCUUCCUCGACGGAUGCUGCGCCAUCUCUCCGACGAAAGCUGGCAGCUGUGGCAUGUACUUCUCUAAUCGAGGGACACCGUGUAGUCACUCAAGUCUCUCUUCCCUUCAUUCUUCACAUCCCCCAUACUCCUUGUGGAACUGGAUGCAUUUGCAGUAGUUGCUCUCUGAUUCCUUGAUUGGCAAUGUGGAAAUCACCGGCGAUAUCUUGCAUUGUUAGAAGGUUAACUCGAGCGCGAUUGGGAGUACAAACUCUUAGUUCUAGCUAUGGUUCAAUUCCGCAGGCUCAAUUAUCUGAUAGAGAAUAUGCAAACGAUCGGUGCUCUUCAGAGGCACAAUUCAGUCAUCAAGCUGCAUUCCAAAAUUUGGAUCAAAAUGCUGGAAGUGUGCAGAAGGAUAAAAUAGGGAAGAAUAUUUCUAGAAAGGAGAAGACUGGCUUUCUUAUUAACACACUCAUGGAUCUCAAGGAUAACAAAGAAGGCAUUUAUGGUGCUCUGGAUGCUUGGGUCGCAUGGGAGCGGGAAUUUCCCAUUGGUCCUCUUAAGCAUGCUUUGCUGGCUCUUGAGAAGGAACAUCAGUGGCAUCGGAUUGUUCAGGUGAUCAAAUGGAUGUUGAGCAAGGGUCAGGGAAACACAAUGGGAACGCAUGGGCAAUUGAUACGUGCGUUGGAUAAAGACCACCGAGCAGAGGAAGCACAUACUGUUUGGGUGAAGAAAGUUGGUACCGAUCUUCAUUCUGUGCCAUGGAAGUUAUGUAGCAUGAUGAUAUCGGUAUACUACAGAAACAACAUGCUAGAUAGGCUUGUUAAGCUUUUCAAGGGCAUGGAAGCAUUUGAUAGGAAACUCUAUGACAAGGUAAUAGUCCAGAGAGUAGCCAAUGCACAUGAGAUGCUAGGGAUGCCAGAAGAAAAAGAACGAGUACUCCAAAAGUACGCUGAUGUUUUCGCUGAGAAGAAGCAACGAUUUGGGAAGAGAUCUAUACAGUCCACUACAAAGGAGAAGCAGGAUAAGAUGCAAUGAUCAUUAGUCACAUGAUUAAGUCAAUUUCAGUCAUAGAUUGUAAUUUUUGUAUGAUGUUCAGGGAAUAAAAAAAUGAAAUUUACAUUACACGUCACUAAUUUUGUCUACGUCAUCAUUUUUGUAAGACAUGUCAGCACAUUCAAUGUUAACUAACAGAUAGCUACAAUUGUCUAGCAAAUUAAAACGUUUGGCUAUUUUAGACAUUUUUAAUGAUUUUGGCUAUAAUGUUGUCGAUGAGGUAUUUAUAUUCAACUUACUGAUGGU
Linum tenue is the source of this 1453-nucleotide messenger RNA. NCBI's taxonomy places the organism in Eukaryota, Viridiplantae, Streptophyta, Magnoliopsida, Malpighiales, Linaceae. The record is from the annotation of a GenBank genome assembly.